Molecule: messenger RNA, 2280 nt
Organism: Syngnathus acus (greater pipefish)
Lineage: Eukaryota; Metazoa; Chordata; Actinopteri; Syngnathiformes; Syngnathidae
Exons: 7
Coding region: 306-1484 (392 amino acids)
Source: RefSeq, a predicted model, not a curated record
CGGUGUAAACAGGAAAUGCUAAGUUAGCGUGAAGUGCCAGGUUCCGGCGGCAGCGAGACCGCUGGGCUCACGCUGCACUGGGUGUAGCAGGGAAUCUUCCAAUCUCGUAAUUAUUGGUUUUGUAGUUCAGUGUUUUUUUAUGAUUACUGUGUGGUAAAUGUUUUAUAUGACAGGGUCGAUUAGUGGUCGAGGGUGCGGGUGACUGGGUGUGGGUGAGCGACACAUCAGCUAGGCGGCUAACUCCGGUAGGUCGUUUGCUUCCGAAGCCAGUAGAGGAGGCGAGUGGAAACUAGUCAGCUUUGGAGAUGUGCAAAGUCCGGAUGCUGAGAGUCUUGGUGAACGAGCGACUCAAUGUCGCCAUGGAAGAAAUCUUCGGACUGUUCGAAAGUACCAUCGCCGAGUACGAGGAGCAACUUUGCCGAUCCAAAGAGGAGAUCGAGCGACAACGACAACUGCUGGACGCCGUUUUCGUGGAGCCAGUCGAAGAUGGGAUACAUCGAGCAGACGUUCUCCCAGAGCAGCAGCAGCGGCGGCAGCACGACGCAGAGCCUCCUUCUGUCAAAAAAGAAAACAAGGAGGAAACAGAGGAGGAUGAGCAGCACUCUCGCUUGCCAAGCGUUGCGCCAGAGCGGCAACAUGAAGCAGCGCUCCUCUGCGUGAAAAAGGAAAGGAACGAUGAGGAGGAGCAUGCGAGAGAGACGCUCGCGGUCAAGAGCAAACGAGGCUGCAAGAGGAAGGUGGGGAGCGGGCUGGUGGAGCCGGUGCGGGUCGCCGAUGUUUCCGCUGGGGAAGAUGUUCCUUCGGGAUGGGAAGACGCCGUCGAGCUUGCGGUGGAGCUUGCGGACGACUCAUCGUCCUCGACCUCCGUUGAGGACGACAGGAGGAGGAGCUCGAGUUACGCUUGGACGCGGGCCGACAAGGGGCUGCUGGCUGCCUUUUUUGAGGAGUACCCCAUGUUCUACAACUCCUGUCUGGACGAGUUCAAGGACCCCGGCAUCAAAAGAGCCGUGGUCAGGCAGUUUGUCAAGGAACACUUUGAACACAAGGGCCGUCCUGCACCAAGUUAUGAGCAAGUGAUGGGCUUCCUGAAGAAUUACCGGACCAGGUUUGUCAAGCUCAGUAGCAAAAAGUCAGCUGGGGCAGAUGAGCAUCUGACGGCCACGGAGCGCUGGAUUCUUGACAACUUUGACUACCUGCGCCCUCAUAUUAAAAAGCGACGUGGUCGAGUCGCGCGCCAGUUCCCUUCUGAGGCGUCACCCAGGGCGGCCCGGGACGAUCGAGCCGACAAGCCCGCUCCCUCCGCCUGCGCCACGUGCGGGGCGGCUGGCCAGGCCUCCACCCUCGACGCCAAUGAGCCACCUCCACGGGUGAGGCAGCAGAGAGGUGGGCACAGCGCUGCUUUCCCCGACGGCGAGCCCAAGAUCCAGACCAUCGCACAGUACCUGAGAGAGCUCAUGACGAGCACGUCAGAAGACCAGACUUGAAGCCGGCGGUGACGAGACGCAACUGAAGGCAAAUGGCGAGCGGAGCCGCUCGUCUGAAAAUCCACGCGCAACGUCACGCCGGCGACUAGCCGCUCAGCUGCUCGUUUUGCCGCCGCAUCUUCAAACAUCGCUUGGCGUCAGAGCGCCAUCCACACUGGGGAGAAACCUUUCAGCUGCUCACCAUGUGGCUCCGCCUUACCGCCCUGGAUGACCGCAUGAGGACGUGCACUGACAAGAACCUCUCCGCCUGCGCUGUGUGCCGCGACAACGUCACAAAGCGAUACAAUUGGCGCUGCACAUGAGGACGAGCACGGGCCAGAAGCCCUUUAGCCGCAACUGCCAGGCCGACGCUUCACUCGCAAGUUCAUACCGGCUGAGGAGACGCAAGGGUGGCCGUGCACUUUGAACACUCAAACUUGUUUUGAACUCGAGUGAAAGCAUGAAUCUCCAGACAAUUAAAUUUUGUCUGUUUUCAUGUUUCUCUGACGGUUCAAACAGGAUAAAUUCUGAAUCUACCAAUCGUGUGUGUGUUUUGUCAAUCUCAAUUAAACAACACGUGAUGUCAAAGCUUACAAUUUCUGAAAAACAAAUUGGGCAAACACCCAUUACCAUCGAGUUGCUCUUUGUUCCCAUUCGCUAGGUGGCGGCACGAGAAACACUACGCAUUUUAAAACAACCGGAAGUGAGAUUUUCUUUGUUUUUGGACGCAGUGAGAUAGUGAUGUGCAUUCCAGUUCUUGGGAAUUAAAAAGAAAAAGAUUUUUAAGUGGCAUUUGGGAUUAAGUGAUUGUGUCCAA